CUAUUCAUCCAGGAACCUUCCAAAAAUCUUCGUUGUUUGCUUUGUCAGCGCAUAAUGAAAGAACCGGUCGUUGCCAGUUGUGGCCACACAUUUUGUAAAAGAUGUAUAGAAACAUCAGUGCUUGGAAACGAAAGAUGUCCUUCGGAUAAUAAUACACUGUGUGCGGUAGCCGCAAAUUUAGCAGUAUCUGAACAAAUAGGGGAACUUGUAGUCCACUGUAGCUAUGGCUGCAGACAAGAUUCCCAAACCGGGUGUUUAGUCGUCGAUGAAGAGGGAUGUCCAGCAACCGUGAAAUUAAAGGAGAAGAAAAAUCAUGAAAAUAGCUGCCGCUAUGCCCCGGUGCAGUGCCCUAAUAGUAAAAUCUGUCCUAAGUUACUUCGCAUGGACCUAGAAAAUCAUUUAUCCACAUGUCAGUUUUGUUCUUGUCCUAAUAAAAGAUAUGGUUGUAAUUUUGAGGGAAAACUUGCUGAAUUAGAUGAACAUUUAGAAGUUUGUAGAUAUCAAGAUUUUAAGGAAUACUUUGAAGAUGUAGAUGAUAAGGUUCAUGAAUUGCAACAAAUUAUUAAAAAGAAAGAUCAGGAUAUUUCCUAUUUACAUUCUGUUUUAUUAAACAUCUCUGAAAGACUUUUAAAAUUAGAGAAAACUGUAGAUAUCCGGUUUGAGGUGAUUAGUGAUAACCAGACUAAACUGGCGGACGAUAUCACAGGAUCAGUUAGGGCAAUUAAUCAAAUAUCUAAUGAAAUGGUAGAUUUGCAGGCAAGAAUUGGAGCCGCAGGAAAUUUUGAAGUGCAGACAAUGUUCAAAUGUCAGGGAACUUUCGUUGGACACCAGGGUCCAGUAUGGGCUUUAGGAGUUCAUGCUGAUUUCCUCUUUAGUGCAUCAUCGGAUAAAACCAUAAAAGUAUGGGACACGAAAAAUAGCUACAAAUGUAUAAGAACACUAACCGGACAUAAAAAUAUUGUUCUUGGACUUUGUGUUCACGGAACGAAUCUCUUUAGUGGAUCUUCAGAUAAUACUAUUAAAGUUUGGGAAAUUAGCACUUUAGAAAUGUUAAAGACUAUCAGUGCACAUGACAAUCCAGUAUGUACACUAGCGACGUCAUCCGAUUGGUUGUUCAGCGGCUCCCACAAAAUAAUAAAGGUCUGGGAUAUUAAAACCUUUAAACAUUACCAUGAUUUAACUGGGUUAAAUCACUGGGUGAGAGCGCUAGUUUGCAAAGAUGAUAAAUUAUAUUCUGGAUCAUAUCAGAAUAUCAAGAUAUGGGAUUUGAAUACCUUCGACUGCAGUUAUGUAUUACAAACAUCUGGGGGAAGCAUUUAUUCAUUAGCCGUUACAGAAUCGUAUAUUAUAUGUGGAACGUAUGAAAAUAAUAUUCAUGUAUGGGAUGUCCUAUCAUAUGAACAGCAAAAGACAUUAGCUGGUCACACAGGCACAAUUUAUGCCUUAGCGGUUAUAGAUACUCCAUCACAACCGAAGCUAUUUAGCGCUUCAAAUGAUAAAACUUUACGGGUUUGGAGAUUGGGUUCUUUUGAUUGUGUUCAAACGAUGGCUAGGCAUGACGGAAGUGUGGCUUGCUUGGUUGUUUCAAAUAAUAGAGUUUUUUCAGGAGCUUUGGACAAUACUAUCAAGGUUAGCUUUCUAUUUUUGUCUAUGUCUAUCGGUACCGCAUAA
This is a messenger RNA of Trichoplax adhaerens, 1671 nucleotides long. RefSeq lists its product as uncharacterized. The transcript has 22 exons. Gene Ontology annotation, molecular function: protein binding; zinc ion binding. Lineage: Eukaryota; Metazoa; Placozoa; Uniplacotomia; Trichoplacea; Trichoplacidae. The annotation marks the transcript as partial. The record is from RefSeq and is a predicted model, not a curated record.